GUGUUUGGAUUUUAGUGUGCAUUCAUACGUGAAACAAAGAGGAGGAACCAGUGGAGGGUUUUGUUUUUCUCACCCAUCUCCUCAUCUGGGACCUCACUGCCUCCUGUGUGUGACUGAAGUCAUGCCGAUCGUGUCUGCCAGCGCAGGGCUACAUGAGACUUUGGCUCUUCUCACCUCUCAUCUCCACCCUGAUACUAAAUAUAAAGAAGACCUGGUCUUCCUCAAAGAGGUUUUCAGUGACAGAAGCAUUGGAUACCUCAUGAAGAUCCACGAGAAGCUCAAGCAUUUUGAGAAACGAAGCCCAAGUCCGGUUCUGCACAGCGCCUCCUGUUUGGCAAAGGAUCUUGCAGAAGAGCUUCAGAACGGACCACUAGAGGGCGAUGAGAGAGAGCUGCUACUUCUGCUCAGUACUCCUCACCUCAAGGCAGUGUUGUCAGCCCACGAUACAGUCGCCCAGAAAAACUUUGACCCGGUGCUGCCACCGCUGCCGGAUGAUCUGGACGAGGACCUCGAGGAGGAGUCAGUGAAGAUUGUCCGCCUGGUGAAGAACAAGGAGCCCUUGGGUGCAACCAUUCGGAGAGAUGAGGCGACAGGGGCCGUAAUUGUGGCCAGAAUCAUGAGGGGAGGGGCAGCUGAUCGCAGCGGUCUGGUGCACGUGGGAGAUGAGCUCCGAGAGGUCAACGGGAACCUGAUAACCCACAAAAGGCCAGACGAAAUCACUCAGAUUCUGUCCCACUCACAAGGCUCCAUCACACUAAAAAUCAUUCCAGCUGUUUUGGCAGAUGACAAACUGAAGGAAAGCAAGCUCUACCUUCGAGCUUUGUUCGAUUACACACCUUUUGAGGAUAAGGCCAUGCCGUGCCAAGAGGCGGGGCUCUCUUUUAAGCGAGGUGAUAUUCUUCAGGUGGUGAGCCAAGAGGACGCCACCUGGUGGCAGGCCAAGAAAGUAGGCGACUGCAGCCUUCGUGCUGCCUUGAUCCCCUCCACACAAUUCCAGGAAAGGCGCCUGAGAUACAGGAUGAAAGUUGGCUCCUUUCCUGCUCUUAUGUCCUCCAAGGCCCCGCCUUAUAAUCACCCUUUGAAUAAACAAACUUGUGACAGUGAGGGAGCUGUGAAUGGAAGGGAUGUAGCUAGCUUGCGUAGAAGUUUCCGCCUUCGGAAGGACCACCAGAAUACGUCUGUAGAAGCUUGUGUUCCAGAAUCCACUCAGACGGACCUUCUGAUUUAUGAAGAAGUCUCCAAAUACCUGCCCAGUUCUAGCGAGAGGCCCCGCCUUAUAGUAUUGAUUGGUUCUCGAGGCGCACGAGUUGCUGACCUCAAACAGAAGGUGAUCACUGAAAAUCCACGGCGUUAUGGUCUGGCUGUGCCUCACACCACACGAGCCCGAAAGAGUCACGAGCGAGAGGGAGUGGAGUACCACUUCACCACUAAAGCAGCCUUUGAAGCAGAUAUUCACGAUGGAAAAUUUAUUGAAUACGGGGAGUACAAAGACAAUCUGUACGGUACCAGUCUGCAGUCGAUCCGCACAAUUCUGGAUCAAAACAAACUGUGUGUGGUUGAUCUGCAACCUGAGGCACUCAGAACUCUACGGACAGCUGACUUCAAACCGUAUAUUGUCUUUGUGCGGCCUCAUAUCUACGACUGUCGCAGAAAAAACCUCAGUUCCUCGUCCUCUCUCGGUGCCGGGAUCACAGAAGAGAGCCUUCAGGACAUGAUGCAGUCGGCUGAGCGGAUUGACGAGUGUUAUGGCCACUGGGUGGACUACGUCUUAGUGAAGGAGGACCCCAUCAGUGCCUUAGCGGAGCUCCAGCUCCUACUGGAUAAGGUGCAGCUGGAGCCCCAGUGGGUACCCGUGUCCUGGAUUAAGAAGAGCUAACCGGCUGCCUGGAGAAUGAUUGGUUCAUGCUGGAACACAGGUGGAGUCGGAGGAGGUUGUGUCACUGCUGUA
This is a messenger RNA of Thalassophryne amazonica, 1948 nucleotides long. RefSeq names its product MAGUK p55 subfamily member 3-like. Lineage: Eukaryota; Metazoa; Chordata; Actinopteri; Batrachoidiformes; Batrachoididae. The transcript is spliced from 20 exons. The coding region runs from base 122 to 1876 and encodes 584 amino acids. Gene Ontology annotation, molecular function: protein binding. The record is from RefSeq and is a predicted model, not a curated record. Gene Ontology annotation, cellular component: cell-cell junction; plasma membrane.